Messenger RNA from Phlebotomus papatasi, 1830 nucleotides. Its product is annotated as coiled-coil domain-containing protein 174. Lineage: Eukaryota; Metazoa; Arthropoda; Insecta; Diptera; Psychodidae. The coding region runs from base 130 to 1764 and encodes 544 amino acids. The record is from RefSeq and is a predicted model, not a curated record. The transcript has 4 exons. Gene Ontology annotation, cellular component: nucleus.
GUUUGUUGUGACAGUUUCUUCGGUGAAUUCCAUGCGAGUGGAAACGUUGUGUGACUUCUCUCUCAAUUUUCGCGGAAAAUCUGUGUAAAAAAAUCACUAAAGUGUGUGAAAAAGGUUCUCAGGGAUAAAAUGAAUGACCCCAAUAAGAAAAUCGAUGUCAACAUAUCGUCGCUUCUCAGCCUCAAGGCAGAGCUUCUCCGGAAGCAGCAGGAAGUUAAUCUGGCCAAGGGGCAGCAGUCGAUUGAGACAUUCGUGCCAAAAAAUUUUCCUAAAUCCGAGAAGGCUUCCAACAAAAGUGGAAAAAGUGAAAUUGAGUCAAAAACAACGGAAGUGGAAGAUUUUGAAAUGAUGAACAAAUCCAAACGGAUUCUCGAAGCCAAGAGUAAGUUCUACGAUAGAAUGAGUGCUUCUGGUGGGUUUGUUAAUUCCGAUGACAAUUGUCUGGUGAUGUUUAACAAGAAGAAACAGGAUGAAAAGUGUGAGAAGGGGCAGAGUUCUUCGUCUUCUGAUGAAGAUGAGGCUGCUGAGCUCCAUGGAGAUUACAAAAGUGAUGAUCCCCAAGAGGAUUGGGUAGAGUACACAGACUGUUUGGGUAGGACAAGAAAGUGCCUCAGAAAGGAUUUGGAAUUCUUCAAGAAAAAAGAUUCAUCAUUGGCUGAAAAUCUUCAGGAGAGAUUGACCAAGAGGGAAGAACCACAGUGGAUAAUUGAUCGUCAAGGAGACCAUGAGGACAAAGGGGCGGAAAGAACGACAGACCAUGAAGAACCAGAGGAAGAGGAGGAAGAUGACCUACUAAAGACUGGGAGAAAAUUGCAGCAAAUGCGAGAGGAGUGGGAAAGGAAAGAGUCAGAGAAUAUUAGGAAGGAAUACGUCCAUUAUCAAGAUGUGCUCUUCGAUGAGGCAAGAACUCAUGGUGUUGGCUACUACCAAUUCUCCACGGAUGAAGAGGAGCGAGCGAAGCAGCAGAAGGAACUCGAGAUUCAGCGUCUAGCAACGCUGUCUGCCCAGAAAGAGAGAGAUGAACAACGAAAGGCACGCGAUAAAAUAAUCAAGGAGCGUGUGAGAGCUGCAAAGAAUCGUCAGAGAGCUCGACUUGGACUGCCACCUCUGGAUCCGGAAGAGGAGGAGAAAGCUGAAGAGGAAAAUGAGGAGAUCAUCAAGAAGCGGCAAGAGGAGGAGGAAGUGAAGCGAAGGAAGGAGGAGGAAGAGAAAAUCAAAGAAUCAGAGAGACAGCAAUAUGUCAGACCGUGGGAUAAGGACAAGAUUCCAGAAGAUGAACCAAAGGAGUGGGAAUACAAGCAAGAACGUGAACCUAUGAGUCAGGAGCAAUGGGUGGAGUUGAAGCGACAGGAAAGACCGCAGGAAUUUGCUCCAAUUGUCGUAGAAGGUCCUAGCUAUGGAAAUGUUCCUUCGCAGCCGGACUAUCAGAGUGAUGAGUAUGUCGAGGAGAGCAAACAAUUGUUCUUUACGUCAAAGAAGAAGCCACAGCAGUUCAAGAAGAGAAAUUACAUUGCUGAACCACCUUCUGUGCCCAUUCGAAAUGAGCUCAGUGAUGACAGCGAUGAUGGCGGCAAACAAAAGGGGACUGAAAUUGCUCCUCCAGCAACAUAUGAGUAUUAUGGUCCGAGUUCCAGCAAGCAAUCUCGUCCGGGGAUGUCACAGCUCGAUCUUGAGCGUUCCAUUGAGGCAGGACUGAAAUUUCUCAGGGAUCAAAGUAGCAAGGGUGGGAAUAAAAACAAGUGGGCAGCUAAUUCUGAUUACUGAUUGGAAAGACAAGGAUUAAUCCUAUUAAUUCAAUAAAUUUUGAAAUAAAGAUAAAAACGAUAAAAA